Messenger RNA from Lactuca virosa, 288 nucleotides. The record is from the annotation of a GenBank genome assembly. NCBI's taxonomy places the organism in Eukaryota, Viridiplantae, Streptophyta, Magnoliopsida, Asterales, Asteraceae.
AUGGAGAUAGUUGCGGAUUCCAAACGAUGUUCACCUACACUACUUGCCCUAAAGGAAAUAUGCUUGACUGAUACCUGUAUAGCUGAUUUAGAUGUGAUUCCUUUGAAUUUUACUGCAUGGUCGUGUCGUCAUGGAAGAUAUCCGGUGAAUCCUGUUCAUGCUGAUCAGAUUCGAGAUCGGAACUUCAGCCUUUGUCUUCAGCCAUGGCGAGUAUCUUCCAAGGUUUUGGCAUCAUCCGGCUCAUUUUGUAGUGUUACGUUAUCAGGUUUUGUUGAUUACAACGGCUAA